Molecule: messenger RNA, 6204 nt
Organism: Acanthochromis polyacanthus (spiny chromis)
Lineage: Eukaryota; Metazoa; Chordata; Actinopteri; Pomacentridae
Gene: mctp1a
Product: multiple C2 domains, transmembrane 1a
Biological process (GO): regulation of neurotransmitter secretion
Cellular component (GO): synaptic vesicle membrane
Molecular function (GO): calcium ion binding
Source: RefSeq, a predicted model, not a curated record
AUCUAACCCCUGUUUAAACACGGUGCACAGAACAGGUCUUCAAAGACAGCCAAGCGACGUGUUUUGCAAGCAUAUGUAGGCUUUUAUUUUUUUGUAGAAGUCAUUUUGUGAGCUCCAACUUUGCCUUUAAAGUGAGAUAUAAUCUUCAGCAGAUAAGGACAUUUCUUGCCGUCUAACAAGCGUGCUGCAGAGUGUGAUCAAAACUGACAGAGCUGUCUGGCUGGAGAGUCUACGAGGUUCGCUGGGAGACUGACACCCCCUUCAUCAUCGCACCGUGCGUCUCGUUCUUGGCGCUCUGAACUGAUCAUCAGUGAAGUGCACCCGAGCUGCAGCAGCCCAACUGUGACAACCCUCCACUGCACAGAGUGAGCUCAGGCUGGCUGGCUGCUGCACAGGCACCAUGGAGCAAAAAUCACCCAAGGAUGACAGCACGACCAAGGGACAAGAGUCUCUGUCCUACCAGCGGAGGAUGUGGAAGAAUUUCCAAGUGAAAACCAAGCCAUGGCUCAGUCCGAAGCUGGGGUCGGAGCGUCGCGGUGCCGGGGGCGCGGAGGGAACUAAAAAGGAAUCGGGGUUGUGGAUGUUUAAGAGGAAAAAGAAACAACUGGACCGGGUAUUUUCGUCGUCUCAGCCGAACCUCUGCUCUACGCCGGCGCCUUUUGAAGGAGAUAAGUCCCUUGGAGGCGACGCGGUCCCUGGCACCAGCAGCGACGGUCAGCCUCUGCUACACAGCCUUGGAACAGCUUCUGGCUCCACGGGGAGCAAACCGGAGCUGACGGGUCACGGAAGCCCCAAACUGCCCGUAUCCCAGCUGAUCAUGUAUCAGCAGAAGAGCUCCUCUCUCGGCUCGGCGUGCUUCGAGAAGCUGGUGGUGGACCCGGCCGCGGGGAUAGGAGAGGAGGAGCAGCUGCGUAAAAACGCAAGUGAUUCUGGCAUCAACAUAGUGGGGCCCAGUAAUGCAGAGCCCCUGCCUCAACCUCCUAGUCCCGCCAUGUACCAGCUGGAUAUUGUCUUAAAGAAAGGAAAAAACCUUGCCAUCCGAGAUCGCACAGGGACCAGCGACCCGUAUGUGAAGUUUAAGAUUGCAGGGAAGGAGGUGUUCAGGAGCAAAACCAUCCAUAAGAACCUCAACCCAGUGUGGGACGAGAGAGUCAGCCUUCUAGUGGAAACGCUGAGGGACCCGCUGUAUGUCAAGGUCUUUGACUAUGACUUUGGACUUCAGGAUGAUUUCAUGGGCUCAGCGUACCUCCAUCUGGAGUCUCUGGAACACCAAAGGACACUGGAUGUGACACUGGACCUGAAGGACCCACAGUACCCUGAACAUAACCUGGGCAGCCUGGAACUAGCUGUGACUCUGUCGCCGAAGGAGGGAGACAUGAGGGAUGCUACCAUGCUUUUGAGAAGGAACUGGAAACGAUCUAGUAAGUAUCAGAGUAUGCGUCUGUCAGAUGUGCACAGAAAAGCCCAGCUGUGGCGAGGUAUAGUCAGCAUCAGUCUGAUAGAAGGUCGUGGCCUGCAGCCGAUGGACGCCAACGGCCUCAGUGACCCUUAUGUCAAAUUCAGAAUGGGUCACCAGAAGUACAAGAGCAAGACAAUUCCCAAAACGCUAAACCCGCAGUGGAGAGAACAGUUUGAUUUCCACCUGUAUGAGGAGCAAGGAGGCUACGUGGACAUCACGGUCUGGGACAAAGAUGCUGGAAAGAAGGAUGACUUUAUGGGAAGGUGUACCAUCGACUUGUCGCUUCUCAGUAAAGAGCACACGCACAAGUUGGACCUGCCACUGGAAGAAGGUGAAGGCGUGCUGGUGCUGCUAGUAACACUCACUGCUUCCGCUGCCGUUUCCAUCUCAGACCUGUCAGUCAACAUGCUGGAUGACCCGCACGAGAGACACCAGAUCACACAGAGAUAUAGCCUCUGGAGGUCGCUCCAUAACCUGAAAGAUGUCGGUGUGGUGCAGGUUAAGGUCAUCAGGGCUGAGGGACUAAUGGCAGCUGAUGUCACAGGUAAGAGCGACCCAUUCUGCGUGGUGGAGCUAAGUAACGAUCGACUGCAGACGCACACUGUCUACAAAAACCUUAACCCUGAGUGGAACAAGGUCUUCACUUUCAACGUGAAGGACAUCCACUCAGUACUUGAGGUCACUGUUUACGACGAGGACCGAGACAGAAGUGCAGACUUCCUGGGGAAAGUGGCUAUUCCUUUACUAAAUAUCCAAAAUGGAGAACGCAAAGCCUACGCCUUGAAAAGCAAGGAGCUGACAGGGCCAACAAAAGGGGUCAUCUUUCUCGAAAUAGACGUGAUUUUUAAUGCUGUGAAGGCAGGUCUCAGGACGUUGAUUCCCAUUGAGCAGAAGUAUAUUGAGGAGGAGCCCAGAGUGUCCAAACAGUUGCUAUUGCGCAAUUUCAACCGAGUUAGACGCUGCAUCAUGUUCCUGAUAAACACAGGCUGCUACAUCAACAGCUGCUUCGAAUGGGAGUCUCCGCAGAGGAGCAUCUGUGCUUUUGUGCUUUUUGUCAUUGUUGUUUGGAACUUUGAACUCUAUAUGAUUCCUCUGGCUUUGCUGCUGCCCUUGGUCUGGAACUACAUCCUCAUUGCGUCAGGGAAGGAUACCAGACAAGAUGUGCAAGCCGUGGAGGACCUGCUGGAGGAUGAAGAUGAGGAUUUUGACAAAGAUGACAAGGACUCAGAGAGAAAGGGCUUCAUGAACAAGCUUUAUGCCAUUCAGGACGUGUGCAUCAGCGUGCAGAAUGCACUGGAUGAAGUGGCCUCCUAUGGCGAGCGGAUAAAGAACACAUUUAACUGGACUGUGCCUUUCCUAAGCUGGCUAGCCAUUGUGGCUCUCGGAGUGGCUACCAUUAUCAUCUAUUUCAUCCCGCUCAGAUACAUUGUGUUGGCCUGGGGGGUGAAUAAAUUCACCAAGAAGCUGCGAGACCCUUACUCCAUUGAUAACAACGAGCUGCUAGACUUUUUGUCCAGAGUGCCCUCAGAUGUACAAGUGGUGCAGUACCGAGAGCUGAAACUGGAUCCCAAUCCCAGUCCAAAUAAAAGGAAGAAAAACAACCCCGGGUAGAUGACUGUGUCCGCCCACCAACUCCUCUCUUCUCCACUUUUCUUCUCUUGGUCUAUUACUGGACACUGAGGAGCAGAGGAGGACGGCUCUGGAGCAGCUUGGCUCAACUAUCCUUCCAUUUUUUAUUUCCUAUUUCAUUCUCUUAAGCUUCUUUUCUGUCUUUAAUUAGUUAGGAUGUACAGUACAGUUUCCUUAAGUGUCAUUUAAGAAAAAAAAAUGAAACGAGUACAAGAAGCCUCUUGAAUUAAUAUCAUAACCACUAUGCUUUUGAUUUUAAAUGCUAGCAGGAAGGAUGGAUGGAAUGACCUUUAUAUCAGCCGUGUGAGCCGCUCUCCUCAUUCCUUGUCUCCAUCCCUCUGACAGCGCCGAGGACUCUGUCUAGUUGCUUGCCUCAAGUGUCACACAAUAAGUAAAAUGAGUUUAACAUUUACUCUAACUGUUCCAAAAAAGACAUGUUUGGGUGCAUCCAUGUGAAUCAAAAAUAGAAGCCUUAUGCUAUCAUCCUGCAUUAUCUCUCUGCAAUAGAUUUUUUUUUUUAGCUCAUGUUGUUUUUAUUAAAUGAUUUUGGUAAUAUGUUUAUAUUUUCUAAUUGAUUUUGUACUGAAGUAUCUUUUGUUUUCUUCCAAUCUUGGAUGUGGUAAUGAUGUUAUGUUCACUGGCAGUAAUUUGGAUUGUCUCCACUUAACUCAGCCAGCCAAGUUGAUUAGCAAUUAUGGUGGUAGCCUCCAGAUAUGUCCUUCUACACAAACACAAAUCUGGACCAACAGGCUGAAGGCUUGUGUUGGUGUCUGUCUAUGCUUUACUACAAUGGCCAAAUUUGCUAUAUUUUCCAAAUCAAAAAAAAAUAUCAAGCCACAGUAUCAUUAGCUUAAAGAACAGUGGGUUUCUACUUCUUAAAAAUAGACUGUAAUGACAUCACUUUCAAUAAAUAGUACCCAUAGGAUAAAAAAAAGAUGAGCACUGUUGAGUAUUAGACAGUGGCUGCUACACCCUGAACCUUUUUUCACUACUAAAUGAGCAGAUAAUUUAGCCGUAGUCUUGUUUAACCUCUUAAAAUCAUGUCAAAAUCCCCAGUCAGUCAAGGAGACACCUCCUCUCUCUGUCAGGAGGCGCAGCAGACUGGGCCUGCUGUCGUGGUGUUAAUAUAGAUGUCACCCAGUCUAUGCAGAGUGUCGUCAGGCAGGCAGGCCUUUAGGCAGCCACAGCCCUAAUCUUGUUUGAAAGGCUGGUCUCCUUUCCUCUCAUCUCCCUGUGUGUGUUUGCCUUGGCGGUCGCGCACACACACACACACACACACACACACACACACACACACACACACACACACGCAUGCACACACUUUUCUGCAUGUGUAUAUAUGCUGACACACACGCACACAAAAAACCCGUCCUCUCACGUGAAUACAAGAGAUCUCGCAUACGGUACCUACUUGCUCACAGAUGAAAACCUAACAUUGUAUUUGAGCAGGAACAUUCUCUCCCUCUCAGACACACUCACACAUAAAGCUGACACACAAACACAAACAUGCUCUCUGUGAUGCUGUGCCCCAGGCUGGCCGCCCUCUCCAUCUGCCCCACCUCCUGUGCCCACAGCUCAACUUUGAUCAGUCUUUCCAGAGACAGAGGCUCGUAUAUGUGAACUGUGUAAGAGUGUUUGCGUAUACGCAUUUAUGCAAUCAAAGACAUGUUGCUUUUCUCAGCGUCGGUGUGUGUUAGUUGUCUCUCCCCUCCAGCUGUAGACUGAUGCCGAGAUUCAGUCGGUGUGUGUGUGUGUGCGUGAGUGUGUGUGGUGCAGCAGAAGUGCCAGCUGUUAUUUGGUGUAGAGUUUGCUGAGAUGCUAGAUGAGCAGCAAGUCAUUGUGUGACAAGACAAGGCUCCGAGGGGACUUAGGCCUGAGAUGUCAGGGACAGACGAAUGAAUGUGUGUAUGUGUGUGUGCGUUUUUAUGCUAUUUCAGAUCCUUCUUCCCAUCAUGCUUUCCCUCCGUUUGCUCUCUCUGCGGUUCCCUCAUUCGUCAGUGAGCGGGGUUGCGACCCUGUCUGAAGGGACGGUCUCCUGGGCUUCUCGCUGAGCAUCUCUUGAAAGAUCACAGCACAGGCUACGUUUGAGGAGGUCUCUUCUCAUCCUAUUGAUCCCUGCCUCCACCACCCUCCGCUCUCUACUUCUUUUGGUUCCCCUUUGUCUGUCUCUCUGUCUGUCUUUAUCACUCUAAACCCCCCCUCGCCAUCGCAACCACAGUGCUCUUCUGCCAUUUAUGUCAUCCUCUCGCCUCGUCUGUCUGCUCGCCCAUCACCUCUAUCCUCUCCUGCUCCCUCCCUCCCCGCCCAUCCAUCUCCAUGCUUAAAUAUCAACAGGCUCGGAUCUGUCAGGGCCGCUGAUUUAGCUUUGUUGUUUUUGAGGAAUCCACUUGAAAGACAAUAACAAACUUUCCCCAAGAGCCGCGUCGCAAACUGAUUCCAGCCUCCUCAACGAACACACUUGGUGACUCGUGAGGGACGGCUUUUUAUAAUGCCUGAAGGGACUGCUUUAAUACCUGAUAUGUAUGUGUCUACUACUAUAUGUAGUCAUUUUACAGCAAAUUGUGGUUACUAGUGUGUGGUACUGCAUCCAAAUACUGUCUUUUUUUGUCAUUUAUUUGGUUUUGGCUGUUUUAAAGCAAACCAAAGUGUUUUUAUUUUGUAUGAUAUAGAGAAAAUAACUUAAACAAACAGAAUGUAUCAGAAUGACAGUUGUAAAGGGAUAAAAAAGCACUUUUAUUUGCACCAAGGUUAAAUGAGACUAUUUAUUUUUUAAAUUAUACUGUACAUAGCUAACUACUUAUUAAUUUAUGGUCGUAUUUUAUACAGUAUGCCUGUUGAUGGUCUGGUGAUGAUAUUGUAAAGUAGGUGUAUGCCUGCCUCAUUUUCUAAGAUCUGUCUUUUCCGCCUGCAAUGUUGCCUGCCUGUGACAUCAUCUUCAUGUGCCCAGUUCUGACCAAUGACAUUUCCGGACAGGAUCGCUGUAGGAGAUGAGACUGGGUUGGGUCAAGAAGGGCAAAAGAAAAUAUGAUGUGUAUCUCCGAUUUGAAUAAUGAAAUGCAUCUGAUGUAUGUUACUUAUUUUGAAAAAAAGAGAUUAAAUAUUUUUUAUCAUCUUCA